AUGCCUACUAAACCGUCUUUCGAUUCCCUGCCGUUGAGAAAAGAUGGCCCACAUGGCAAUGCCUGGGGUCUCUUUGGUGACGAAGAUGAGUGCGGAAUGCUUAACUUGCUGACUCCCGAGAAGACGGCCAAGGCAGCGGCGGAAAUUCGAGAUGGUGUGCGGGUGUCUACUGACUGGCCUUUGAAUCGGAUGUCAAGGCCUUGCUUUGGUCGGGCACCUUUUGAGCAUAAUAUCAAGAACAAGGCCCCGCGCGCUGUCAAUGAUGACACUUUGACCUUUAACACGCAGAGUAGCUCGCAGUGGGAUGGAUUCCGUCAUUAUGCGUACCAGAAGGAGAAGUUGUGGUUUAACGGAAAGACGCUUGAUGACAUUCUCUCAACGAGUGUUAACGGGACUCAAGCAUGGGUCGAACGGGGCGGCAUCGUCGGUCGCGGUGUUCUAUUAGACUACGCAGCAUGGGCAGAUGCCAAGAACAUUGAGAUCAAGGCAUUCGAAACAAACUCGAUAACAGUUUCAACACUCAAAGAAGUCGCGAGCAGUCAGGGAACCACCUUUGAAGAAGGCGACAUCCUCUUUAUCCGAACAGGUUGGACCCGCGCCUACGACAAGCUAUCCGACGACGAAUGCAAGACAUUGGCAGAUUACAAAACCCCACCAGCCAUCGGCAUCGAGUCCUCGGAGGAAACACUGCGAUGGCUAUGGGAUCAGUCGUUUGCGGCUGUGGCAGGUGAUCAUCCAUCCAUGGAGGCAUGGCCCUGUCAGAACCAAGACUUUUGGCUGCACGAGUGGCUUCUCGCUGGAUGGGGAAUGCCAAUUGGCGAGCUUUUUGAUCUAGAACAGUUGAGUCAGGAGUGUCAGAAACGUGGUAGGUGGUCUUUUUUCUUCUCCAGCAUGCCGCUCAAGGUGCCUGGAGGUGUCGCUAGCCCACCGAACGGAGUUGCUAUCUUUUAA
Molecule: messenger RNA, 951 nt
Organism: Fusarium vanettenii 77-13-4
Lineage: Eukaryota; Fungi; Ascomycota; Sordariomycetes; Hypocreales; Nectriaceae
Exons: 3
Coding region: 1-951 (316 amino acids)
Molecular function (GO): arylformamidase activity
Source: RefSeq, a predicted model, not a curated record